This is a messenger RNA of Aspergillus fumigatus Af293, 714 nucleotides long. Its product is annotated as putative endoglucanase. Lineage: Eukaryota; Fungi; Ascomycota; Eurotiomycetes; Eurotiales; Aspergillaceae. The transcript is spliced from 2 exons. Gene Ontology annotation, molecular function: cellulose binding. The coding region runs from base 1 to 714 and encodes 237 amino acids. Gene Ontology annotation, cellular component: extracellular region. The record is from RefSeq and is a predicted model, not a curated record. Gene Ontology annotation, biological process: carbohydrate metabolic process.
AUGCUUUACUUCACCCUAUUGCACAGCAUGACUGACCAGAGAGGCAGCGAUACUAUGACGGACAGGAAGGAGCUUGUGGCUGUGGAACAUCGUCUGCUUGGCAUCAGUAACGGUGUCUACACGGCCGCCGGCUCUCAGGCCCUCUUCGACACAGCUGGCGCCUCAUGGUGCGGUGCAGGAUGCGGCAAGUGCUAUAACUUGACAUCAACUGGCAGUGCUCCUUGCACUGGCUGUGGCACCGGAGGAGCCGCUGGGGAGAGUAUCAUCGUGAUGGUCACCAACCUCUGCCCCUAUAAUGGCAAUCAGCAAUGGUGCCCUCAGGUCGGUGCCACAAACAACUACGGCUACAGCUACCACUUUGAUAUCAUGGCCCAGAGUGAAGUUUUUGGCGACAAUGUGGUUGUCAACUUUGAGCCGGUUGCCUGUCCUGGCCAGGCCACUUCCGAUUGGGAGACAUGUGUCUGCUACGGCCAGACCGAGACUGAUGAGACUCCAGUGGGCAUGACGCCCGGAGGCAGCAACCCUUCCCCUCUGACAUCGACAACCACCACCAAGACAACCACCACCGAGACAACCAUCACUACCACCACUAGUGGAGCCACUCAGACGCUGUACGGACAGUGCGGUGGCAGUGGUUGGACUGGCCCUACUGCCUGUGCGUCGGGCGCCACGUGCAAGGUGUUGAAUCCUUAUUACUCCCAGUGUCUCUCAUAA